AUGUCCGCUGCUGAGCUCGACCUCGAUCAGCUCUCUCCUAGUGAGAGAACGGCAUUGGAUACAUAUACAUCUGUUACAGGUCAGGAUCUACCAGAGGCCAUCCCGCUACUGCGUCGGUCACAAUGGAACGUCCAGAUAGCUAUCGCCAAAUUUUUUGAUGGCGAGGGACCCGACCCGGUUGAAGAGGCCCGAGAGGCAAUGCAUUCCUCUCCACCUCGACCGACUCGUCGAACCCAGAACUUGAUGUCCGAUGACCUGACGGCGCAAUUGACGCCUGUUGCACGGUCCGCAGACCUGGCCCCGCGAGUCGAUACUCAAUCCGAAGACCACCCUGUCUAUCGCCCUCCCUUCAUCUUGGCUCUUCUGUUCACCCCCUUUAAUCUCGUCUACCGACUACUCUGCAGCUCAUUUCGUCUCUUCGGGACGCUUUUCCUUUUCCUCCCGCGGCUUUUCAACGCUACAGCGAAUCCCGCUCUUCAAGGCGCACGAAGAAAUACUACGGGUCGUCGAUCACUCGGUCCGAAAGAUACAGCGGCUCGUUUCAUCCGCGAAUUUGAGGAGGAGUAUGGAACACACUCGGUGCCAUUCUUAGAGAACGGAUACAACAUGGCCUUGGAGAAAGCUCACCGGGACUUGAAGUUCUUGUUGGUGGUUCUCACAUCGCCCGAGCAUGAUGAAACGAAUGGCUGGGUGCAGGAUACUCUACUGGCACCGGAGGUCGUGGAGUUCAUCAAUGACCCGCAAAACAACCUUCUUGUGUGGGGCGGCAAUGUCCGAGACUCCGAGGCAUAUCAAGUGGCCAAUUCGCUACGAUGCACAAAAUUCCCAUUUGUCGCAUUGACUGUUCACACACCAAAUGUCUCAUCGACUGCCAUGUCGGUCGUGGGCCGCAUCGCAGGCAAUACUGCGCCAUCUGAAUUUGUAAACCGACUUCGCACAGCCAUCUCGACGAACCAAGAGCCAUUGGAGCGCAUCCGCGCCACACGUGCCGAGCAGCAGGCGUCUCGCAGCUUGCGUGAACAACAGGACUCGGCGUACGAGCGAUCGCUGGCGAUCGACCGGGAACGGGCUCGCCAACGCCGGGAAGCGGAGGCCGCCCGACAGAGAGAAGAGCAAGAAGCGGCCGAGCGUCAAGCGGCUGCAGAAAAGAGAGAACGGGAUUUGGCACAGUGGAAGCUCUGGCGCGCACAGUCCAUCAGCGCGGAGCCAGGGACCGAUGUCAAGGAUGCCGUGCGCGUAAGCGUGCGCUUGCCAUCUGGCGAGCGUAUCAUGCGGCGGUUUGCGCCAGAGGCUGACAUUGAGGAACUCUACGCGGUGGUGGAAUGUUACGAGGUGCUUCAAGAUGAGGCUCGGCCCACGAAUGUUGUUGAGCCCGAGAAUUUUGAGCAUACGUACGGCUUUUCUUUAGUGUCACCAAUGCCCCGAGCUGUGUUUGGGGUGGAAGAAGGCGGAUUGAUCCGUGACAAGAUCGGUCGGGGAGGAAAUCUAUUAGUGGAACCGAUAGAAGAGGUUGACGAAGAAGAGUCAUGA
Messenger RNA from Penicillium maclennaniae, 1530 nucleotides. Its product is annotated as clathrin-mediated endocytosis regulator UBX3. Lineage: Eukaryota; Fungi; Ascomycota; Eurotiomycetes; Eurotiales; Aspergillaceae. The coding region runs from base 1 to 1530 and encodes 509 amino acids. The record is from RefSeq and is a predicted model, not a curated record. Gene Ontology annotation, molecular function: ubiquitin binding. The transcript has 2 exons. Gene Ontology annotation, cellular component: endoplasmic reticulum.